Dendrobium catenatum is the source of this 2082-nucleotide messenger RNA. RefSeq lists its product as uncharacterized. Lineage: Eukaryota; Viridiplantae; Streptophyta; Magnoliopsida; Asparagales; Orchidaceae. The transcript has a single exon. The coding region runs from base 52 to 2001 and encodes 649 amino acids. The record is from RefSeq and is a predicted model, not a curated record.
ACGCCGUGGUUGAAAGCUGAUUUCAUAUCUUGAAGACGACCCUUCGUCAUAAUGGAUGUCCAGGGAACUAUCGUCUUCUCAACCGUCGGAUUGCUCACCUACGGCUUCGAUGUCUUUUCCACUGUCCUCGCCGCCGAUCACUUCGCCGACGGAGACUUAACAGAAAGCCGCCGCACCGACGGCGUUUCCGUCAAUUUCAACGCUCAGUUCGCCGAUAAGACCGGCGAAACUGUUGUCUUCGUCUCCGAGCGAACCGGCUCCGCUAGACUCUAUCAGACAUCCUCGGCCGGAGACGAAAUCAAACUGCUCCCGACAAACCAAAACAGCCUAUUCCACGACCGGCCCACCAUUAAGAACGGCCGCGUGUUCUACGUCUCCGCCCACGAGCCCCCGUCAGAUUCUUUCAAGAGUUGGGCCGCAGUCUACAUGACCCGGCUCGACACAGAGGAGACUGUCCGGUUAACCCCAGCUGGAUCUGUCGACUUCAGCCCAGCGGUUUCGGAGUCGGGCCAGCUCGUCGCCGUAGCAUCCUAUGGGUCUCGGCCAUGGAAAGGUGAUUUCCACGCUCUCGAAACCGAGAUCACCAUCUUUAGUGUCUCAGAACCGGAAAACCGGACCAUCGUUGCCGGCAGCGGCGGAUGGCCGACUUUUUCCGGUGAAUCAACAAUUUUUUUCCACCGUAAGGCCGACGACGGCUGGUGGAGCGUCUACCGCAUCGAUCUACAGGAAAAUUUCGAAGAAAACAUAGCUCGUCGUAUUACCCCGCCUGGGCUGCACGCCUUCACGCCCGCUGCAUCGAACGAUGGGAAGUAUAUAGCGGUUGCCACGCGCAGGAAGGGGAUUAAAUUCCGCCACAUUGAGAUUUUCGAUCUAAAAUCAGAACGAUUCUAUCCGAUUACAGAGACAUUAAACCCUACUACCCAUCACUACAAUCCAUUUUUUUCACCGGACUCGAAUCAGCUCGGAUACCAUCGAUUCAGAGGAGAAUCGAAUGAAAAGAUACCGAAUCUCCUUCCCGUGGCUUCUCCAAUUCAAGGGCUCCAGCUUCUUCGGCUUCACGGCACAUUCCCAUCUUUUUCCCCUGCCGGCGAUCUACUCGCAAUGAACGGUGACUUCUUUGAAUCCCCUGGCCUGAUGGUACUCCGAUCGGACGGUUCGAAACGGUGGACUCUGCUUAAAUCGCCCACUGCGUUCUACACGGCAUGGAGCCCUGUUGAGAAGGGCGUUAUCUUCACCUCUAUCGGCCCGAUCUUUGAUUCCAGCAAGGCCACGGUCCAGAUUGCCCGGAUCUCAUUUAAUCCCGACGAUCUUGACGACAAAAAGGAUGAAAUCUAUGCCGAUGUGAAGAUCCUUACCCGCGGAGGUACCGCCAACAAUGCAUUCCCAUCGUGCUCACCGGACGGGAAGCACGUUGUUUUUCGAUCUGGGCGAUCCGGCCACAAGAACCUCUACAUCCUCGAUGCCAUCGAUGGAGAAAUUGCCGAUAGUAGCGGGAUUCAGCGACUAACGGAGGGUGAGUGGGUCGAUACGAUGCCAGCGUGGUCGCCGGACGGCGAGCUGAUCGCGUUCUCAUCUAACCGGCACAGUCCGGCUAAUCCGGAGGCUUACAGCAUAUAUUUGGUUCGACCUGACGGCUCGAACCUGCGACGGCUACACUUUGCCGGGCCACCGGGGUCGAAUGAGGCCGACAGGGAGAGAAUCAACCAUGUCUGCUUCAGUCCGGACUCGAAGUGGCUCCUCUUCACGGCGAACCUUGGUAGCGUUUCGGCCGAGACGGUGUCGAUGCCGAACCACUUCCAACCCUAUGGUGACCUGUGGGUUUGUCGCAUAGAUGGAACCGGCUUAACACGCCUUACGUGUAAUGCUUUUGAGAAUGGCACGCCAGCUUGGCACGCUGCUGAUAGGCUCCAGGACAUUGGGUUGAUUUCCGUGGUCCCUGCCUCGGGUGAGACCCUGAGGGGUCAAUUUGAGGAGCCUCUAUGGCUAACGUGUGAUAUAUAAUAUUUUUAUCGCAUCCUAAUGCAUCAAUGAUUUUGUUGGUUGGCUAAAAAAAAAAAUGUGUAAAAUAAUAUUUUUGACUUA